Messenger RNA from Mercurialis annua (annual mercury), 927 nucleotides. RefSeq names its product protein CURLY FLAG LEAF 1-like. The record is from RefSeq and is a predicted model, not a curated record. Bases 75 to 710 code for a protein of 211 amino acids. The transcript is spliced from 2 exons. Gene Ontology annotation, molecular function: protein binding. NCBI's taxonomy places the organism in Eukaryota, Viridiplantae, Streptophyta, Magnoliopsida, Malpighiales, Euphorbiaceae.
CCUAUAUAACUAGCAUUAUGUCACUUAAUAAAUAAGCAAUUCAUUUCAAUAAAAAAAUACUUCAAUAACACGCUAUGCAUAUGGUUUCCCUUCAACUUCCCUCCACCUCUCCAAAUACAGAGCUUGAUCAUUCAUCAAAGAAGAGAAAAUGGGAUCAUGAGCUACACUCUACUGAUCACCACAAAAGAUCCAAACCAUCUGAUCACUACAAUACAAAAGAUCAAAUUGAACUUCACCUUGAGACCCCGCUUCCUUUGGGAUGGCAGCGAUGCCUCGAUAUUCAGUCAGGAGAGAUACACUUCUACAAUACAAGGACCAAGAAAAGAACAUCAAUGGAUCCAAGAACUAGCCUGGAGCCAAUAAGUUCACCAGCUCACAUGAGCUUAGACCUGGAGCUAAACCUUCAGCCAUGCGAGUCGCAAAGGAAAACCAGCACAAACGACGUCGGCCAUAAAUUUUCUGGUUUCGGUGAUUUGUUCAUGAGUACUACUAAAGAAAACAAGAAAUCAGAAGCGGCAAUGAAACGGAGUCCGUCGUGGUUGGUUGAAGGAAAUGAAGAAGAAGAAGAGAUGGUGGCAAGUGUAUGCACAAGGUGUCAUAUGUUGGUGAUUCUAUGCAAAUCGUCUCCUUCAUGUCCUAACUGUAAAUUCAUGCACCCACCUGACCAUAGUCCUAAGCUAUUCAACCAAAGGUUUAGUUUGUUGUGCUAAGAAUCGGUAGAAAAAGGCCUGUUUUCGUUCGUUAAUUUCGUCAUAUAUAUAUAUAUAUAUAUAGCAAGGUUAGAAGUUGGGUAAUGAUCUUGAUUAUUGUAGAUGAAGGACUUAAUUUGUUUACCUUUUGUACCUUAAUUAUAUGAUAAGUUAAUUAACUAACUUUGUAUCAUGUACUACUACUAACUCAGUAAGAGUUAAGUAUUAAUUUAUUAUC